CAGCAGGAUGUCCGGAUCGCCAUCACGUGACGUUUGAACGCAUAUCUGAUUAUUUUUGUGUCCCUACAGAACAAAAGUAGGGGGCGGAAAGUCCACAAACAUGUCUCGUGUCAGCCCUAGAAACGGUGGUGACUAUAUGCAACAAGAAGAUGAAUGGGAGAGAGAUCUGCUGCUAGACCCUGCCUGGGAGAAACAACAGAGAAAGACGUUCACAGCAUGGUGCAACUCACACCUGCGGAAAACUGGCACGAGCAUCGAAGAUAUCGGCCAGGACUUCUGCAAUGGUCUGAAGCUGAUGCUGCUGCUGGAGGUGAUAUCAGGUGAACAGUUGCCCAAACCAGAAAAAGGAAAGAUGAGAUUUCAUAAGAUUGCGAAUGUUAAUAAAGCCUUACAUUUCAUCGCAAGUAAAGGAGUAAAGUUGGUCUCCAUAGGUGCAGAAGAAAUUGUGGAUGGCAAUGUUAAGAUGACGCUGGGCCUCAUCUGGACAAUUAUACUCAGGUUUACUAUCCAGGAUAUUAGCAUUGAAGAGUCGACGGCAAAAGAGGGGUUGUUGUUGUGGUGUCAGAGGAAAACAGCACCUUACAAGAAUGUAAAUGUGCAAAACUUUCACAUGAGUUUCAAGGAUGGAUUGGCAUUCUGUGCCCUAAUACAUCGGCAUAGGCCAGAUCUCAUUGAGUACCAAGAGCUGAGAAAGGAUCAGCCUUAUGAAAAUCUAAACCUGGCAUUCGAUAUUGCUGAUGAGCAUUUGGACAUUCCGAAAAUGUUAGAUGCCGAAGACAUGGUUAACACGGUGAAGCCAGAUGAGAGAGCUGUCAUGACGUACGUCUCCUGCUACUACCACGCAUUCGCCGGUGCGCAGAAGGCAGAGCAAGCAGCCAGCAGAAUCUGCAGGGUUAUGGAUAUCAACCGUGGCAACGAAGAACGGAUGAAGGAAUACGAACAACUCACAAGCGAGCUACUGGAGUGGAUAAGACAAACAAAGCCUUGGCUGGAGGAUAGGACCAUGGAUAAUACGAUGAUGGAGUUACAGGCUAAACAAGCAGAGUUUCGUAACUACAGAUGGCAGCACAAACCACCCAAACUGGAAGAGAAGGCACAUCUGGAAACAAUGUUCAACAAUAUUCAGACAAAGCUACGUGUAACCAACCGGCCGGCGUUUAUGCCAACCUCAGGAAAACUGCUGAGCGACAUAAAUAUUGCUUGGAAAGAACUGGAGAAGGCAGAGAAAGGUUUUGAGGAAUGGCUGCUGUCAGAAAUAAUGAGGCUAGAGCGGAUGGACCAUUUGGCUAAAAAGUUCAAACAGAAAUGUGAGAGCCAUGACCGAUGGACGGAUGCAAAGCUUCUCUACCUGCGAAACGAAGAGUUCAGAAAUUCAAAACUCAUGGAUUUGAAGGCACACAAGAAAAAACACGAGGCAUUUGAAAGCGAGGUUGGGGCGCAUCAGGAGCGGGUUGAACAAAUCACUGCUAUCGCCAAUGAACUGAAUUCUCUAGGUUACUAUGAUGCUCCAGCGAUUAAUGAUCGGUGUAAGGAAAUAUGUGAUGGCUGGGUAGACUUGGGAGCACAGUCACAGGAGAGAAGACAAGCUCUGGAGGAAGCUGAACAGAUGCUGGAGGCCGUGGACCAGCUGCAUCUGGAGUUUGCGAAGCGCGCAGCACCAUUCAACAACUGGAUGGACGGUGCUCGUGAUGACCUUAAUGACGUCUUCAUCGUCCACAACAUCGGAGAGAUUCAGGAUCUGAUAGAUGCCCAUGGUCAGUUCAAGAUGACGUUGGGGGAGGCUGACAAAGAGUACAGCUCACUUCUAGGAUUAUCCGACCAAGUUGAAGAAUUGGUACAGCAGUACAAUAUUCCAGGUGCAACAGAGAACCCAUACACGAACAUUAGUCCUGAGCACCUAGGUGCACUUUGGGAUAUGGUAAAGAAGCAAAUACCAGAGAGGGAUGCAGUGCUGCAUGAAGAACUUGAAAAGCAACAGUGCAACGAGCAGCUGCGGCGGAGUUUUGCCGAGAAAGCGAACACGGUCGGACGCUGGAUCGAGAGCCAGAUGGACGCGGUGGCGAACAUGGGACUAGAGUGCAACGCGACGCUCGAGCAGCAGAUGACCAAGGUGAAGUCAUACGGCACGUCCAUACAGGAGUACAAGCCGCAGUUCGACGAGCUGGAGCAGAUGAACCAAGAAGUACAGGAAGCACUUAUCUUUGAAAAUACAUACACAGAAUAUACAAUGGAGACACUACGCGUUGGGUGGGAACAGCUGAUGACAUCCGUUCCCAAAAGCAUAAGUGAAAUUGAAAACCAGAUCCUUCUGCGUGACUCCAAGGGCAUUAGUGAGGAACAGAUGAAAGAGUAUCGCAUCUCGUUCAACCACUUUGACAAGAACAAGUCACAGCGGCUUGAACCGAACGAGUUCAAGGCCUGCCUGCUCAGUCUAGGCUACAAUCUACGUGAGGAUGCGCAGGGAGAUGCUGACUUCAGAAGGAUCAUGUCGAUAGUUGACCCAAGCUGCACCGGCUACGUAAUGUACGAUGCCUUCUUGGACUACAUGACACGAGAGAACCAGGACAAGGACACGGCUGACCAAAUCAUUGAGUCGUUCAGAGUGCUAGCAGGAGAUCGGCCCUAUAUCACGGAAGAGGAGCUGCGUCUGGAGAUCCAGCCUGAGCAAGCUGAUUACAUUCUCGAGCGCAUGCUUCCCUACCAGGGUCCGGAGCCGGAUGUACCACCAGGAGCCCUCGACUACAAAUCCUUCAGUAUGGCCCUCUAUGGCCAGAGCGACCUGUAGGGUAGUGGUGAGAGAUCAGUGUACACAGCAGGUGUGUGUACAAGUGUAGUAUCCAACUAUAUAAAUAAAUAAU
Molecule: messenger RNA, 2858 nt
Organism: Priapulus caudatus
Lineage: Eukaryota; Metazoa; Priapulida; Priapulimorpha; Priapulimorphida; Priapulidae
Product: alpha-actinin, sarcomeric-like
Exons: 24
Coding region: 101-2785 (894 amino acids)
Biological process (GO): muscle cell development; actin cytoskeleton organization
Cellular component (GO): cortical actin cytoskeleton; Z disc; cell projection
Molecular function (GO): calcium ion binding; actin filament binding
Source: RefSeq, a predicted model, not a curated record